Ectocarpus sp. CCAP 1310/34 is the source of this 1893-nucleotide messenger RNA. NCBI's taxonomy places the organism in Eukaryota, Phaeophyceae, Ectocarpales, Ectocarpaceae. The record is from the annotation of a GenBank genome assembly.
AUGUAUCGGCGAAUGUUCGCCUUCAAAUUCCUUCCUCCGGGCCGAGGGCUUUGGGCGAUGGGCUCCAAGCUGACUACGGAAAGGCGCCUAUACGCGGCUCUCAACAACUGCGCAUUUGUCAGCACCAGAGAUGCUCUUCGCUGCCGCCACACACCCGCAGACCUAGCGUCGGACCCGACUGCUCCUUUUUGCUUCCUGAUGGACGCGUCUAUGCUCGGGGUCGGGGUCGGGUUCGAUACGAAAGGGGCGGGAACGAUCGACGUCGUGGCACCCGGGAGCGCUGAAGGUCGAGAGGUGGGGGCGCAGGCCGGGCCGAGCGAGUUAAAGAUAGUGGUGGAUGACUCUCGGGAGGGAUGGCGAGAUGCUUUCAAACUCCUCCUGGAGGCGUAUUUCUUUGGCCAUCAAGUACCCGUGUUGGACGUGUCAAACUUGAGGCCUGUCGGGGCACCCAUCCGGGGGUUCGGAGGUGUUUCACAAGGAAGUGCUCCAUUGGUCGAGCUAAUGGCCAGUGUGAAGGCCACGCUGGAUCCGUUGAUUGGGAAACCCUUGUCGGUGACGGCUAUCGUCGAUCUCAUGAACAAGGUGGGAGUAUGCGUUGUGGCCGGCAACGUCCGACGAACGGCCGAAAUCGCGUUCGGUGAUCCAGGAAGCGAUGAGUACAUCGACCUCAAAAACUACGACAAGAACCCAGACCGGGCGAGUUUCGGGUGGGCUUCAAACAAUUCCGUGCUAGCGCCGCUGGGCAUGGACUACACCAAGGUACACAACGGUACUCAACUGUCUCGUUUGUUUUACAGUUCCUUUUCUAUUUCGAACGGCUGUAACCGUGGUGUUGCGCGUGUCCUGAUGGAUGUUUCGAACGCUAAGGUGUGCGAGCGCAUCCAGAAGAAUGGAGAACCUGGCUUCGCAUGGCUGGAGAACAUGCGAGCAUACGGUCGCAUGGGGGACGAGAAGAACGACCGCGACUCCAAGGCCAUGGGUGGAAACCCCUGCCUGGAGCAGACGCUGGAGAGUUUCGAGAUGUGCUGCCUCGUAGAAACGUUCCCCGACAAGCACGAAUCCCUUGAAGACUUUCUCACGACUCUAAGGUUCGCCAUGCUGUACGCCAAGACAGUGACGUUGGGGGGGACUCAUUGGGACAAGACAAACGAAAUUUUGUUUCGGAACCGCAGGAUUGGGUGCAGGCUGCGAGGUUCCCCACUAGACCACAGGGGCGACAUGUCUCGGACCGGCAUGCACUACCCGGAGUCCAGGUUCUACAUAAGGCGCGUGCGAAUGGCUUCGGAUGCGGAUGUGCUGGGGCCAUUACGAGAAGCGGGUUACAGGCUAGAGCCCGCAGCUGAAAACCCUGAAGGCACGAUGGUCGUGGAAGUCCCUGUGGACGCUGGGGAAGCUGUGCGCACCGCACAAGACCUAAGCAUGUGGGAGCAGCUCAGCUUCGCUGCCUUCCUCCAACGGUACUGGGCCGACAAUCAGGCAAGCUUUCUAUGUUUCGGUGCCCUUACCUUGCGCACCUGGAUAUUCACAUCGCAUGCUUCAACCCUGUGUAUUCAGCGGUAUACCCCUUUUGUUUUCGUCCAGGUGAGCUGCACGAUUACCUUCGAUCCUGACACAGAAGGCAAGCACCUGGCUCACGCGUUGGACUACUUUCAGUAUCAGCUGAAAGGUGUGUCCUUUCUUCCCAGGACGGACUACGGCGCUUUCCCACAGAUGCCGUAUGAGGCGAUCUCGGAGGACGAGUACAAGAGCCAGAUCUCCAAGUUGCGACCUUUAGAUUUUUCGCGACGACGUGGGCAAACUCGAGGAGAGGGCGAUGGUGCACGGGUGGAGGAAGUCCCGGACAGAUAUUGCGAAUCAGACUCUUGUACAAACCGGGCCGGUUUCAGAGUUUGA